Yamadazyma tenuis ATCC 10573 is the source of this 2050-nucleotide messenger RNA. It is a transcript of the gene GEM1, whose product is annotated as ERMES complex Ca(2+)-binding regulatory GTPase. NCBI's taxonomy places the organism in Eukaryota, Fungi, Ascomycota, Pichiomycetes, Serinales, Debaryomycetaceae. Gene Ontology annotation, cellular component: mitochondrial outer membrane. The record is from RefSeq and is a predicted model, not a curated record. Gene Ontology annotation, molecular function: GTP binding; calcium ion binding; GTPase activity. Gene Ontology annotation, biological process: mitochondrion organization; small GTPase-mediated signal transduction.
AUGUCGCAAGAGAGUAUACGUGUAAUUGUGUGUGGUGACGACAAUGUGGGCAAGUCAACGCUCAUAUCGGCUCUUGUUAAAGGCGAGUACAUCCCCAACAUUCAAAAGAAACUUCCUCCAAUAACCAUUUCCAAUGAAGACUAUUCCGAGUGUCUUAUAGAGCUCAUAUCCAAUUCGCCUGUCAAAGGAUCAUCUCGAAAUUCCAUCACCGAUAAGCGGGUUCUGAAGUACAUUCCUCACACUACUGUGCUUAUAGAUACCAUGUCGUCGGAUCUCGUUGGGCUUCAGAAGGAAUUGAAGCGUGGAGAUGUCAUCUGGUUGGUAUACUCAGAUCACUAUACCUACGAGAGAAUCUCAUUGCAUUGGAUGCCCAUGCUCAGAUCGUUGGGCGUGAACCUCCCGGUGGUACUAUGUGCCAAUAAAUGUGAUACGACUUUGGGUGAUGACACCAGCCAGAACUCCGACGAAUUUUUGCCGUUACUUAAUGAGUUUAAAGAGAUCGAGGCGUGUGUACGUUCCAGCGCCAAACAGAAUAUUAAUGUGGUGGAGGCCUUUUACAUGUGCCAACGUGCCAUCACACAUCCGAUAUCGCCUAUAUUUGAUUCCAAGGAAGGAAACUUGAAGCCGGCGGCUGUGGCAGCGUUGAAACGGGUGUUCUUUUUAUGUGAUAAGGACCAGGACGGGUACUUGAACUACCAGGAAUUUUCCAGCUUACACACAAAGGCGUUUGAAAGGACUGCUGAUAUAACCGAGUAUGAGAAUAUCCUCCGGACCCUUGACCGCGUGAUAUUCCCCGAAACGGAGCAGGAUGGACUACAUCCCGGCAUUUCGGAAGAUGGGUUUAUUCUCUUGAACAAGAUAUAUGCCGAAAGAGGAAGGCAUGAGACCAUCUGGGGCAUACUUCGGUCCUUCAGCUAUACAAACUCGUUGUCGUUGGACGAUAAGUUUUUGUUUCCGAAAAUCGAUGUCAACCCCGAUUCCAGCGUAGAGUUAAGUCCUCUUGGGUACCGGUUUAUGGUUGACCUCUUUGUCAAAUUCGACAAGGACAACGAUGGGGGACUCAGUGAAAAUGAACUCAGCAGCUUGUUCUAUCCAACUCCGGGGAUCCCCAAGCUUUGGAGGGAUUGCCAGUUUCCUUCUUCGAUUGUGUGUAAUGAGUCUGGAUAUGUCACCUUACAAGGUUGGCUUGCUCAAUGGAACCUCACCACUUUUCUUGACUAUAGGACUACGUUGGAGUACCUUUCGUACCUUGGAUUUGAUGAAGGAAGCUCUAUUAAAGCUUUACAGAUCACAAAGCCUAGAAAGAGAAGAAAAAAGCAAAAUAAGGUGUAUAGGCAGCCGGUUUUUGACCGGAAUGUGUUCAACUGCUUUAUCAUUGGAGCACCUAAGUCAGGGAAGACGUCUUUGCUCGAGCUGUUCUUGAAAGGUAACUACAGUGAAAUGUACUCACCUACGAUCCAACCUCGCAUAUGUGCAAAAGAUAUCGAAUUAAGAGGGGGAAAACAGUGUUAUUUGAUAUUAGAAGAACUUGGUGAGCUCGAGUCGGCCAUUCUAGAAAACAAAAGCCGUCUAGACCAAUGUGACGCCAUCUGCUUCACUUACGACUCGUCCGAUCCUAAUUCUUUCCAGUAUUUGAUUGAUUUGAGACUAAAGUAUGAGGACACUUUGGACGAGGUACCGUGUGUGUUUGCCGCCUUGAAAGCAGAUUUGGAUAAACAGCAGCAACGGGGUGAUAUCCAGCCCGAAAUUUACACACGGGACCUUUCCAUCAAUUCUCCGUUGCAUAUUUCUUCCAACUGGGCUACUUCUCUCAACGAGCUUUUCAUCCAAAUCGUCGAUGCUGCCACUAUGCCCAGUACCGCCACCGCCGGCUUGGAAAAGGAACCAGAAAAUAUCAAUGACGAAAAGUACAAACACAUUGUCCUUGCUGGUGGAACUAUCAGCAUUAUGACACUAGUAUCACUAUGGAUUUGGAGAAACCAUGCAAAGUAGACUGGUGAGUGUACCUGCACACAACCACCUGGCUUCUCGCAUCAAAAACCUCAUCUCA